CUAUGCUAAGUGUGUAUUCCACUGUCCCAUUGUGCUACCAAACAUUUUGCCUUAUAUAUUAAAUUCAAGUUAAAAUUUUGUCACAAACCAAAUCUCUUUUCCUUUUUACAGACCUAAAGCUUUUGUUAAGUUCUUCCUUUUCUCUCCUUCUUUCUCUUUCUUUCUUCCUCUUUUAUAUACUAUAUACAUACAAACCCCUAAUAAAUGGCGGUCGUGGCGGCGACGGCGAUUGUGUGGCGAAUGCGCCUAGGCUUAGCUUUACGAGCGGCUUUGGCAUGUGCCAUAGUCGGUGUCGUCACGAUUUUCGGGCCGGCGCCGGUCAGACGGUUACUGGCGUUCUCGGCUUUCUCUUAUGUCACCACUAUUUCCAUUGUACUUUCCGACGCGGUAUCGGUCGGUGAUGCCGUCAGGGGUGUGUGGCACGUGAUGUGGGCGGUAGUGUCGGUGGUGGUCUUGUCUGUGCCGUGCUUGUGGCUGAUCGGACCGGGACGAUUCACCGGUGCGGCAUCGGCGGCGUUGGCGGUGAUUGUCAGUGCGUUUGUGGUGGCGCUGCCGGAGCGGACCCACUUGCUGACGAAGCGAAUUGCCUUUGGACAGCUGGUGAUCGUGUACGUUGGGACAGUGAUUCACGGCGGUCAGAUCAGUUUUGUUAUGCACCCAAUUCGGGUUGCGUCCAGUACGGCUGCCGGAGCUCUCGCCGCCGUCGCCGCCAUGAUGCUUCCCUUCCCACGCCUCGCCUUCUUCCAGAUAAGGAAACUGAGUAGGGGUUAUUGUGAGAAUGGUUGCGAGAGAAUUGGGGCAAUGGUGGAAGGGGUGGGUGCGAAGAGCAAAGCAGAGGCAAUUGCAUUGAUGGUUGAAGCCAAGUCUCUAUCAACAAAUGGAACAAAGCUUCUUCAAAGUAUCAAAGCCAAUAUGAGAGGAAUGAUUUGGGAGAGACGACAGAUGGGCUUCGACAUUGAAGAAAAGAUGGAAGAAAUUGAAGUUGCAAUGAGAGGAAUGGAAGCCGCGUUAACUUCCCCUUCAAUGGCCUUCGGAGCAAUGGAUGAACAACUCUGCAAUUUCCUCAACAAUCUCAAAACCAAAGCCAUCUUAAAGCUACAGCAAUUCAAGAUCUCCGUUCCUUCUACUUCCACAACCGCGCCGGAGACAAAGCCCACCUUCUCAAUCCCUCUGCCUCUCAACAUUUCUCCCAUUACUCCUCAGAUUCUGCCCACUUCCUUCUUCUUGCGUUGUAUGGAAAUCCUUCUGUACGACUCAACUGCCUCCGCCGCCGGCCGGAAUCUCAUCUCCGAGGUGGAAAUCGGUCGGAGAGCCAAUGGGGAAGAAGCAACCCAGUCGAGAGACCAUCCUACUAAAGAAACUCGUUGGGGCAUUUUGUCGAACAUGUUGCCUACAAACCAGAGUUUGCGUUUUGCGUUGAAGUGCUCGAUUACAUUGGGGCUUGCUGUGUUUCUGGGUCUGACUUAUACAAAGCCAAAUGGGUAUUGGUCAGGAUUGACGGUUGCCAUCAGCUUUGCAACUGAGAGACAAGCCAUAUUUACUGUUGCAAAUGUUCGAGCUCAAGGGACGGCAAUUGGGUCAAUCUAUGGCGUUUUAUGCUGUUUCAUUUUAAAGAAAUAUGAGUAUUUAUGGCUCUUACCUCUUCUCCCUUGGGUUGUUUUUACCAGCUUUCUUGUUCAUAGUAGAAUGUAUGGUCAAUCUGGUGGGAUUGCAUCAGCAUUAGGCGCAUUGCUAGUUCUUGGGAGGAAGAAUUAUGGCAUUCCAUCUGAGUUUGCAAAUGCUAGAAUCACAGAAGCUUGCAUUGGAUUGCUCUGUUUUCUAACAGUGGAGAUUGUAUUCAACCCAACAAGAGCAGCAACUUUGGCAAAAACAGAAUUCUCAACAAGUUUGGUGGCCAUUCAAGAUUUCAUCAAAAGGGUAAUCCUCAUUCCCCAAAAAAACUUGAAUGAAACUUCUAAUUUCAUUUCAUUGAUAGAAUACCACAAAAUUCUGAAAUCCCAUGUUAGUCAAUUAGAAAAAUUCAUUGUUGAAGCUGGGUUUGAGCCUAAUUUCUGGUUCACACCUUUCCAAGGUGGCUGCUAUGAGAAACUUCUGAAAUCCCUCCAGAAAACAGUGGAUAUCUUACAGAUUAUGCUGCAUGAAAUGAAGUUUCUGUCUCUAGAACUCAAUAGGUCUGGGCUUGUUGUGAAGGAACUCCAUGAUAGUUUAAGUGAAGACAUGGAAGCUUUCAGCAAAAAAGUUGGAUGCUCUCUGGAGUUCAUGGAUAAGGUAAGCCUAAUAAAGUCCUUAAAAGAAUUGCAGAACAAAAACUGGAACCAAUGUUCUGAAAUGGAGAUGGGGAAGAAGGCUUCAAAUGAUGGAUGCAAAGCUUUUGCUUUAAGUGAAGAAGAUGUUGAGAAAAUUGUGGGUUCUUUCUGCCAACGUGCAAAUGAAAUACUGAGCAAAGCUUACACAAAUGAUGAAGUUGAGGGAAAUCUGAAAGGCCAAAUGACAUUAUGUUUGAGUUCCAUUGGGUUUUGUAUGGAAUGUUUGAUGAGAGAAACAAUGGUGAUGGAGAAAGAAGUGCAUCAGCUUCUGAAACUGGAGAAUCCAUCCAUUCAUAUAAAUUUGCAAGAACUUUCAACAAAAGUAAAUGCUUACUGUACAAAAUAAACUAACUAGAAAUUCAAAUCCAUAGUGAGAUAUUUAUAAAGAUACACUGAGUUUGCUUUGCAGUAAUCAGGCAAAGUUUAUGGUCUGACUGAUGCAAAAGCUUGACAUACUUGAUACUUCUCUGUGUUCUAAGUUCAAAUAAAGUAUUUAAAUGCCUUGAUUAUUUUUUAAAUCAAAAGGCAAGCAACA
This is a messenger RNA of Benincasa hispida (wax gourd), 2841 nucleotides long. RefSeq lists its product as uncharacterized. Gene Ontology annotation, cellular component: plasma membrane. The record is from RefSeq and is a predicted model, not a curated record. Lineage: Eukaryota; Viridiplantae; Streptophyta; Magnoliopsida; Cucurbitales; Cucurbitaceae.